This is a messenger RNA of Dovyalis caffra, 420 nucleotides long. The record is from the annotation of a GenBank genome assembly. Lineage: Eukaryota; Viridiplantae; Streptophyta; Magnoliopsida; Malpighiales; Salicaceae.
AUGGCAGAGAUUAAAAUAUUGGAAGAGGCAAUUGAGUUAAUCAGUGCAAUGGAACCCAUCCUAAUGGGAGGAAUGUCCUCCAAUGGACCUCUGAACGCAAAUCUUGGAGGCCUUGGCACUGACCAGAAUGAGUUGAGCUUCAUUGCGUCUCGCUCUUUUGAGAUCGAUGAUUAUCAUGGAUUUCCUUUGGCAGACCUGCGAGUGAGCAUGCCUUCUACAAUGGUUAAAUUCUUGAGACUUAUCUUUAAUCACGAGACUGGAGCUGAGGAUGUGCACUUUACCUCUACAUCAUCUCAUUCUGAAUCUGUGACCAUAGUGUUACGUACCGAUGACUUGGAUGCUGAUAAUACUGGAAACAAGGAACCAUCAAGCCAGCUGGAGUGCUCUUUAGUUAAAGCUGGAGUUGAGCUUCGUAUCUAA